AUGAACAAUCAAAACAGCUUCGGUAGGGCGGUGGGUCUAGCCCUCAGAGGGGCAAUACAACCUCUCAUGAGGCAGAGGGCUGCUAUCAUAGCUCUCGCAGCACUUUUCGUGGCUUUGAAAAACCUGGCCGACUUGCAACAGAUUCAUGUAAAGUUCAUUGAGUUAGAGGGCCGAAUACAAUGGGUUGAACAUAACGAUGAUAUGCUAGCGAAAACGUUUGAGGAUGACGAGUUUGCUGGGGAAGGUGGAAUGGACGCCCAUCAAUAUUACAAAAGUAUAUCUACAGGAGACAUCACAAGCUACAUCAAAACCUCAAAGGAAGUGAAGUUUAUGGCGGAGGAAUGUAUGAAACAAUCUCUGAAAGACAGAAAUUGGCGCCGCGAUUUCGCAUUCUUGAAAACAGGCGGUGAUAUAAUCUCAGGUCUAACAUCAAACACAAUGAAAACCACUCAUAAUCAACAAUUCAGUUCGGUGGGGCCAGAGAUGGCAAUAAGUGGCGAUGCAUCAAGUGGCGCAUGCUGGGCGUUCCCUGGUAGAGCGGGUCAAAUUGCAAUCAGCUUAAGUCGUCGAAUCAAAGUCCAAGCGACUACCAUUGAACAUAUCGGGGCAAAACUGGCACAGAAGGAGAUAACCUUGGCGCCUAAGGACUUUGAGCUCUGGGGCAUAGAAGGAGGCGGAGAAGUUUUGGCCAAGAGACCUCUUAUCAAGGGCUUUUACGACAUCAAUAACGCUUCCACCAUUCAAACAUUUGAAGUGAUAGAAGGCGAUCCCGGUUCCACUUAUCAAAAGGUCCUUUUGAAGAUAUUGUCCAAUCAUGGGAACUCUCAGCACACUUGUCUGUACCGCGUCAGGAUCCAUGGCAAAGAGGUUUGA
This is a messenger RNA of Melampsora larici-populina 98AG31, 873 nucleotides long. RefSeq lists its product as uncharacterized. Gene Ontology annotation, biological process: nuclear envelope organization. Bases 1 to 873 code for a protein of 290 amino acids. The transcript is spliced from 2 exons. Gene Ontology annotation, molecular function: protein-membrane adaptor activity. Gene Ontology annotation, cellular component: meiotic nuclear membrane microtubule tethering complex; nuclear envelope. The record is from RefSeq and is a predicted model, not a curated record. Lineage: Eukaryota; Fungi; Basidiomycota; Pucciniomycetes; Pucciniales; Melampsoraceae.